CUUUAUAUACUACUAUGGUUUCCAUGUCUUGUUACUUGUAUUAAAUGGUGCUCUUUUGUGGUGACUUUGUCUUUAGAUAUUCAUUCAUACACGUCUUGCCACAUUCUUAUUAACUAGCUAGUUACUUGGUCAUUCAUUAAUUCAUUAAUUCUAUCAUAGUCUAAUUUUUUUAGUGAAGUUGGAAACUAUUUAGUUCAACAUGGAUAGAGAUGAAGGUGGAAAUGUGAUCAUGGGACGUGCAGAGAUUGACACUGGAGCCCCAUUCAAGUCGGUUAAAGAAGCUGUUAUGUUGUUUGGUGAAAGAGUCUUGGUUGGAGAGAUUUAUGCUAACAAGCUCAAAGAGAUGCAAAACGAAGCGAGUGGAACUGGGAGUGCACAAUCCAAAGCUGGAGCAUUGGCAGCUGAGUUAGAAGAAACAAAGCAAAUCCUUGAAGGAACAAAAGAAGAAGUUAACUUCUUAGCUCAAUGCAUCAAGUCCCUUAAAAAGGAACUAGAGCAAACAAAAAAAGAAUUGGAAGAGACAAAAGCAAGAGAGUUGAAGUUGCUACAACAACGCGACGAUCCAGAGACAACCGAAGACAUUAAGUUCAUUGCAAAUGCAACCAAUGUUGAAAUCAAAACACAAACUGAUAAUGAUGAUGAUGAUGAAACAAAAGAAGAGUUUCAAAAAAGAAGAUAUGUGAAAUUUGCUAGUCCUCAUGUAUUAGCUCAAGUCAUUCCUAAUAAAGAUGAGUUACUUAAGAGACCUAGUUCAAUGAAGAAGGGUAAGAAGAUGCCUUUGAUUGGAUGGUUUUUCUCUAAAAAGAAGGGAAGCCAUGAAGUUGAUAACUCUCCAUAAGCUUAACGAGUCUUCCUAGUUAAGUGGUAAGGUAUAUUACUUGUUAGUACUACAUUUGAUAUAGCUUACCACUAGACCAUUCAACUUUUACAUAUGAUCAACAUGAUAUACGGUUUUCCAUAAAAACACAUAGCGGAUAGUAUUUUUUGGUGUUAUUUGUUUUGUUUUGGCUAAUAACAAACUACUCAUGAGUCAUAAGUGAGUUGUUGUUUUGCUCUUGUGGUUUGUUUAGGUUAAUCAAGAUUUAUUGUUGUAAAUUUAUAUGCAGUUACACGUUAUAACGAAUUUCAAUCAUUUGAAAAUAAACGAUUUAGAUUACAUAA
Messenger RNA from Cicer arietinum (chickpea), 1161 nucleotides. Its product is annotated as WEB family protein At3g51220. The record is from RefSeq and is a predicted model, not a curated record. Gene Ontology annotation, biological process: chloroplast avoidance movement; chloroplast accumulation movement. Gene Ontology annotation, cellular component: cytosol. NCBI's taxonomy places the organism in Eukaryota, Viridiplantae, Streptophyta, Magnoliopsida, Fabales, Fabaceae.